This is a messenger RNA of Fulvia fulva, 657 nucleotides long. RefSeq names its product Hydroxynaphthalene reductase-like protein Arp2. Gene Ontology annotation, molecular function: oxidoreductase activity. The transcript has 5 exons. Lineage: Eukaryota; Fungi; Ascomycota; Dothideomycetes; Mycosphaerellales; Mycosphaerellaceae. The record is from RefSeq and is a predicted model, not a curated record. Bases 1 to 657 code for a protein of 218 amino acids.
AUGAAAAUUGCAAUCGUUACUGGGACAGCGAGAGGCAUCGGCCGGGGAAUAGUUAUUGGACUGGCAGAACAGGGAACCAAGGUUGUCUUCAAUUACACCUCUCCAUCCUCUGCGGCAGCAGCCGAAGAUCUAUGCCACGAAGUCAGUAAGAUUGGCAGUCGAGCCUUGUCAAUAAAAGGCGACAUCACGGAUCAGCAGACGCAUCGAGCUUUGGUGAAGAUAGCCCUGCAGAUCUUCGAUGUCCAAGGCCUCGAUAUCUUGGUGAACAAUGCGGGAGCCGGAGACAACAAGCUACUGGAGGAUGUAACCAUUGCACAUCACCACCAUCUAAUGGACGCCUUCUUGCCGUUCGUCAACCCAGGAGGUCGCAUAAUCAACGUCUCCUCAAUUUCGGCCAGAGGAGGCUAUGCCACACAGAGUGUGUAUGCUGCAUCCAAGGCUGCAGUGGAGGGUUUGACCAAGGUUUGGGCCACUGAGCUUGGCCCCAAGUACAACAUUACAGUCAAUUGCAUGAAUCCGGGAGCUGUGGAUACCGAUAUGUACCGUGCAGCGGGUGAGGUACAUCUGGCCAGGAUGGAGGCAGAGAACCGGAAGACUCCGGCGCGCUGGGUUACGGGCGAUACUGUGUGUGCCAACGGUGGUAUGCUUUUCCUGUAA